AUGAGAGCCGCUAGGUUGUACGCGCUCUUCUUUGGAUCGGAGUACAACUGACGUUGUUAGCCCAUUCUGCAUCUUUGGCGACAUUUUAGAACCAACAACAUUAAAAUCUCUAUAUAUUUUCCCCAAACAGAAUAGCAUAGUCCAAAGAACAUGAAUCCGCCGUGUAGCAGAUGUAACAAGACCGUGUACCCAACGGAAAAAGUUAAUUGUCUGGACAAGUACUGGCACAAAGGAUGUUUCAGCUGCGAGGUCUGUAAAAUGACCCUGAACAUGAAGAACUACAAAGGCUUUGAUAAGAAGCCAUAUUGCAGCCAACACUACCCAAAAACCUCUUUCACCAGUGUGGCCGACACUCCAGAGAACAUCCGUCUGAAACAGCAGAGCAAGAUGCAGAGUCAGGUGCUGUACAAAGAGGAUUUUGAGAAGAAUAAAGGAAAAGGUUUCAGUGUGGUUACUGACACGCCAGAGAUGCAGAGAAUCAAGAAAACACAGGAACAAAUUAGCAACAUUAAGUACCAUGAGGAAUAUGAAAAAAGCAGAAUGGGAGGGGAAGUCCCGCCCUCUGAGAGCAAUGCCAAUCAAGCCUACCAGCCCCAGGGAGCCAACCCACAGAACUACAACUAUGAGCCACAGCCAGUACGCUCCGCUGGAGCUCCACCGCCCCCUAGUGGUGGGAAACGGUACCGGGCUGUGUAUGACUAUGCUGCAGCUGAUGAAGAUGAGGUGUCGUUUAUGGAUGGAGAUGUGAUUCUGGAUGUGCAGCAAAUCGAUGAAGGGUGGAUGUUUGGUCGUGUGGAGCGUACAGGUCAGCAGGGCAUGCUCCCAGCUAACUACGUAGAGCCCCUCUGAAUGACAGAACAAGAAAACAAGAGAGCAAAGGGGCAGAGAGGAAACAGAGAUUGAGAAGGAUGCAAGAAGGAAUACAUUACAACCCCAGUACCAUCUCAUUUUAAUAGGUUUUUUUUUUGUCCUUUGCAGUAUGUUCAAAUUUAAUUAAAACAGAAACUCAGUAAGAUAUGCAAGUAGGGGUUGGUUAGGUUCAAUGCUUUCAUCAUCUUCAAAACAAAUACGACCCUUGGUUUGAGUAAUUGUUAUUUUCUUUUUUCCUAUACUCCCAUUCACGGUGCUGUAAAAUGAUUUUGGUGAGUCUAUGCAUUGCUUCGCUACUGCAUUUAGAUUUUUACACAAAUAUUUCACUAUGUUUGGGUUCAGUGUGAAGUGAAUGGAAGGAUCUGCGGGAGAAAGUACAAUAAGGGAACAGAGACUCUUUGAGGAAAGUCUGAGUCAAAAGACUGCAGUGUCUGCUGGGAAAUGUAGUUUAUUUUAAAUCAGGAACUUACCUGGUUGAUGUCCAAUAUUUCAGAGAGUCAAGUCUUAAACAGAGACAACCAGCAGACAUGGCAAAGUGCAGGUUUAUAACUCUUAGACUACUGAAGGUGCACUUUGCGGGGAAAUAUACCAAAAAUUUUUGAGGGUUUUAUAUUAAAAAGAAACAAGGCAAAAAUAUAGUCUUGCUAGUAGGUGCAGUGCUUUGCAAAAAAAAAAAAGCUGAACUCCUUACAGAAAAUGAAUAAGAUCAACCCCCCAAAAAAGUUGAUUUUAUUCUAAAAACAUGUAUAGCCAGAUCAAUGACUUUUAUCAUUCCAUUGUCAUUUUGUAAUAAAGCAUUCCAGUACAUUAUAUU
Molecule: messenger RNA, 1684 nt
Organism: Chanos chanos (milkfish)
Lineage: Eukaryota; Metazoa; Chordata; Actinopteri; Gonorynchiformes; Chanidae
Product: LIM and SH3 domain protein 1-like
Exons: 7
Coding region: 151-849 (232 amino acids)
Cellular component (GO): focal adhesion
Molecular function (GO): actin filament binding
Source: RefSeq, a predicted model, not a curated record